GUUUUAGGUAGGUGUUGGAGAAGAAAUGGUGCCCGCGUGACAGCGCGGUCGAGAUCAUGGCGAAUGCCGGGAUCAGGAAUACACUGCUGCUAGCGUCGGCGAUUCUGUUCUUGUUCUUGGGAUUGCUGCCCGCGCGUGGAGGAAGGCCUCACAUCAGCAAUCUCAAUGUUCUUCUUCCGCCGAGGACGACGACUCCAGUGCGCUAUCGGCUCCAGGGAACCGAUGGCUGCUUCGUUUGGACUUGGGAUCAUCACGACAUUAUCUCGCUUGUUCCAGAGUACAACGGCACGUCCAGCGAUUGCUCGACCAGCGCUUUGAUCACGCCGCUUUCUCCAUUCGAGGAGAGGCAAGCGACGGCGGUCCAUGCCACCGACACUGUCACGGGGGAAAUUCUGCGCUGCGAGGUCUUCAUCGAUAAGAUCUCUCGGAUACAAAUAUUUCAUCACUCCGUGAAACUCGAUCUCGAUGGAUGGGCGACGCUGCGCAUUCGUGCUUUCGAUGCCGAAGAGAAUGUGUUUUCAUCGCUGGUGGGAUUGAAAUUCGCGUGGCAGCUAUCUUCGUUUGAUCCUGCUGGUGAAACGCUUCCUCAAAAAUUACUACACGUUCCUCUCAAAGACAGUCCUUUGAGCGACUGCGGCUGUAUGUGCGGAGACCUUGGUACUCAAAUAGAGUUGGAGGACCAGGGGUUUGGAUCUGAUUUAUACGUUGUCCGAGGAGUGAGUACUGGACAGGAGAGAGUAAAAGCCAGGCUAGUGGAACCGAGAAUGGAAGAGCUGGAUGAUACAUUGGUCUUGACUGUUGCCGAGGCGAUCUCUCUGGAGCCGCACUCUCCUCUGUAUAUUAUUCCGGGAACGAGCUUUCGGUUCAAGUUGAAGGCUAUGCGUAAAAACGUCUUAUCAGAGAUUCCAUUGCCUUCUGUAUAUCACAAGUGGUCUGUUACAAACGAGGCUGUCGCUUCGGUUGACCAACACAGCGCUCUUAUUGCUGCAAAAGUUGUGGGCGUAACGAAUGUUAUCGUGGAAGACGUCAGAGUGAAAGGGCAUCAACAAAUGGCUACUGUGCAUGUUGUCAUUCCCACAAGACUAGAACUUCACCUCCUACCCCUUUACAAAAAGGAAGCGCAUUCUCGCAAGCUGGAUGUAGAAGGCAGGGUAUCAGGGGAAACUUGGUACAUCGUGUCUGGCAGGGAGUACGUGGUUAAUGUUCGGGCGUUUGCUCUCGACUCCGCUCGCGCUCUUUACCUGACGCAGAGUAACGAUUUGAGACUUCUUUUCACGUACCUGCCGUACUGGGAAGCUGUUGAAGUUCCCGAAGAUGUUUCAUCCGAACAUGGAUGGCAAAAUGCGACGUUGCUGAAAGCUAAUACUGAGGGCGCUGGAACUAUAGUGGCUAAACUUGUCUACAACGUUGAUUCUGAUGUGAAGUUGCUAAAGCUUGAGCAAGCAGUUGUUGUGUGCCCCCCUGUUUUAAUAGCUCUGGAGCGUGCAACAAGUGUCCGCGCUGUAUUUCUUCCUUGGAGCCCAGGAUCUUCGCAGGAGUACCAGUUAAAAGCUGAAGGAGGCUGCGGAGAUAUAUCUAGCGAUUACGUAUGGUCCUCAACGAAUCCAAGCGUCGCAACUGUGAAUGCACUUGGAAAAAUUUUGAGCAAAGGACCCGGGAAAACAGUAAUUCGCGCGUCGUCGGCAAAAGACUUGCUAAACGUUGAUGAGAUCCACGUGGAGGUGUCUGUUCCAUCAUCCAUCACUGUUGUUCAUGGUCUUCCUGUUGAAGUCGAGAUAAACACCAUUCUUCCAGUCGCCGUGAGCUUGACAACGCCGGCUGGUCACGCUUACUCCAGAUGUGACGUCUAUAAUAGUUUUGUGCAAUGGGACCUUUUCGGUGUGGACGGCAACUUCAAGUUUGUGGAUUCAUCGGGUCCAUUUACAUUAUCGGACAUCUCAUCUUAUUUAAGGCCGGAAGAAAGCUCCUCUCAAGUUGUAUGUGCAUGGAACGCAAUCUUGCCAUUGCGACCAGGCAGGGCAACCGUCACGGGAUCCUUGAAAGUUUCAACUGUCGAGGCAGCAGCCGCUUUGGAAACGUCUUGGGCGAUAGCUUCGUACGCUCCUCUAGCUCUACAACAGGUCUCGGAUGGAAAUUCUUGCGGUGGAUACAGCUGUAGCGACACUUCCGGUCAAAGUACAUGUCACAAUUUGAAGGAGCUGCUACUUGUUGUGGGGAGUGGCAUCAAGGUCAUGCUAGUAGGUGGCCCCGAACGCUGGAGGCAGGAAUCACAAUUUUUAGAGUUCCACGAAAUCGUUUCUUCCGAAGCCGGAGGGAAAGCGUCAGAGGAAGUUCUCGUCACUCGCUCAACGGAUGGUGGCGGACGAGUCUUCUUCGUUGGCUGUUCCGACUUCGGCAAUUACACGCUCAUAUUUCGUCGUGGCUACCAAGAUCUUGAAGGACCAGUGAACGUUGUGGCCAGUUCUAGUUUACUGGUUGUUUGUGACGUUCCUAGCUCAAUCGUUCUCAUUAUUGACGAGUCAGAUAAUAGUCAGCAUAUUAUCAAGUCAGUAGUUCAGUUGGAGCGUGAUCAGGAAAGAAAGCGUUUGCUGCCAGUUACGGUAUUAAACAGUCGCUCUAUUCGAGUUGCCGCACUGGGUCUUCACAGUUCUGGAAGGCCAUUUGCGAACACAUCGUCAAUGGCUCUUUCCUGGCAUUUGGACGAGUGCGAUGCUCUCGCAUACUGGGAUGAUCUCGACAUGCCUCCGGACAGAUGGGAGAGGACCCUUGGCCUCCAAAAUACCGUGGGACUGUGUGCAGUAAGAGCGACUUUGACACAUCUGAAACAGUCAAAACUACCAGUGUUAACAGUUGUUGCGGCAGCUAGUUUGCUAAAGCAAGCCAAGCCGUUCUUGCAUGACGCUGCUCAAUUACAACUCGUUGCAGCACUAAGGCUGGAGCCAAAGGAGACUUUACUUUUUGGCCACCCAGACGCCAAGGCGACCUUGCAAGUUCUCGGAGGCACGAACGAUAUUGAGUCACACGUUAAUGACUCUAGAAUAGCCGUCGUUAUUCAUCCACCGACUGGACCUCGUGUAUCACACCUCGUAGUUGCUGCAAGAGCCAUGGGAAUUGCAGUUGUUUCUAUACUUGACGUUGGUUUGGCUAGUCCUGCUUCAGCAAAUGCUUUGGUGCACGUAGUUGACAUAUCGUGGAUCAAAGUUGUACCCGACGUUGUAACCAUGGAGUUGGGAACAAUGUUGGAGGUUCACCUGCAAGUAGGGGAUAGUACUGGGCGUACCUUUGAUCCAUCACAGUUUGUGCUUUUUAACAUCCAUGUCCACCUUCAAGACGAAAUUAUUAGCCUUGUAAACCAGACGUCAACUCGAGUACCGGGAAAUUCCUUUUACAUUCAGGGUGCCGACAUUGGUUUCAGCAGUUUCCACGUUACUGCUCAAAAAGCUACCGGUCGUGAAAUACAUAGUACCGUUGUUAAGGCUGAGGUGUAUGCUCCACUGAAAGUUAUUCCAUCGCCAUUACUAAUGGCACCUGGGGCACAGUUCAUGCUUGUUGUUCAUGGAGGCCCAAGGACUGGAAAAGUUGUUGAGUUUUCCAGCUCGGAGUCUUUAAUUGCUGUUGUGGAUCGCAAUUCAGGACUGGUCACGGCAAAAUCGGCUGGGAAUGAGGUUAUUUUAGCAAGAGCAUUUGAUAACGACGGGAAUUUGCUUGGUGAAGCCUUUACUGAGAUAACAGUGGCUAUACCUGUUUCAAUGUAUUUGGAGGUUAGAGGAGGGCAGCUUGGAACGGGAAGGGAAAUGUCGAUUUAUCCUUUCUCUAACGAGGGAAAUCUUUUCUCUUUCUUUGAGAUGUGUACAAACUAUGAAUGGCUCGUUGCGGACGAGGAGGUUCUGCAACUGGAAAGCGUAAAGCCGGCUAGUUCAGGUCAUACUCAGAAGCUUCCUGAUGGAGGUAGCGAAUCCACCUGCCUAGUUGAUGCAGGUUUCUCUGCAAGAGUUUUUGGAAAAUCUGCUGGUAUGACCACUGUUUCUGUGAGCUUUAUUUGUCAAUUCCAUACCCUGGGCGGGCAUUCGGUUCCCAAAAAUUAUUCAGCAUCAGGAUCGAUCUCUGUGAUCCCCGAUCCUCCAUUGGCACUUGGAAUGCUGGCGACCUGGGUACUUCCCCCAGGCCACAGAUCUUCAAAAUUACUGCCUCAGCGGGUGGUAGAUGGAUUGACAACUCGAGCGAUUACAUAUACUCUGAUGCAUGACGGAGUUGCCGGCAGCGAAAUAUUCACUAUUGACGAUGGACGUAUCAACACAGCUGACAGGAUGGAUGUUGCCUGUAUACAUGCGAAAGACAGAGAUGCUGGCCGAUCCGAGAUUGCUGUGUGUGUCAGAGUUGCAGAGGUGGCACAAAUGACUGUUGGGGACAGAGUUCAUGUUUCCGAACUUUCUGUCGGAACACAACAUACUUUUAUUGUUAAUUUGCGCGACAAUAUAGGAACACCGUUUUUCGAAGUAGAUUUGGAGUCUUUGCCGCUGUCCCUAGAGACGAACCGUGCUGAUGUGGUUUCUUUGAAGGCCACAAAGCUUGAAGCUUCUGGUGGUUCGACGACUGUAGCGAUUGUUGUGCAGGCCUUGCGGCAAGGUAAAGCAUUAAUCCGUAUAUCUCAAAAGCAGAAAGUCGACAUUGCCGAUUACAUCCUGGUUUUUGUGGGUGCAUAUGUCUAUCCACGUAAUCCAGUUAUGCGUAUUGGAGAUCGUGUAAACUUUUCCAUUGCUGGGAAAGGCUUUCUAUCAUCUGGUGUUUCUUCACUGGACCGCGGCCAAUGGUCUAGUGGAAACGAGCAUAUUGUUCUUGUGAACAGUCGCACAGGGGAAGCCGAGGCUCUCUCGGAAGGCUCUACUGUUGUAAGCUUCAACGGCUCACGUUUGACAGCAUACACAUCUCUAAGUGUGGUGGGCAUAUCCACUGUCACUGUUGAAGCUCCAUCAUUUCCAUUCGUCACCAAUGCUCCUUUCCCUGACCAAGGCUACAAAUUUACUGUCAAAUUCAAAGAUACGCAUGGAGACGAUGUCGGUGUGAUCGGCGAAAGUAGACCUAUUUCUUAUGAUUGCAAAGUCGAUCCAUCGUUCAUUGGGCGUGCAGCUCCGUGGCAUGAUCCAGAUUCAGGCACGUUCUACUGUUUGUUUUUCCCCUACGCGCCAGAGAAACUUUCAUAUAACUUGCACCAAGAACUGAAAUCAAAGAGAGCUACUAGAGACCGGGGUGAUGCAAAAGGACGGAUAGGCAUGUCAGUAACAGCAGUGCUUUCUCGAACGCCAAGCGUUGCUGGGUCUGCUGAUUGUACCUUCGCUGGAGGAUUUUCUAUAAUCGACACACCUUCACAGCUUCAAUUGUCCGUCACGUCGAACAAGAGCAGGAUAGCCGUGGUGGGAACCGUAGGAGCGAUUGCCGUUUCAUGGCAACGUAAGGAUGCAGUUGAGGUGAAAAGGCUCACCAGGACAGAAGAGCCGGGUGUUUGCGGCCAUGCGGUUUACGAGGUGCUGCUGCUCGAGGAAGACAAGAGUUUCACAGACAAGUUGGUCUUUUUGCUGACUACUACGGGCCAGCGCGAAGAGAUUUCGAUGGCUUACGAUGCCGGGCAAUUUAACGUGGCAGCGCUGUCCCAGCAGAUCUUCACGGUGGCGGUCAUAACUCUGGUGGCGAUCGUCCUCCCCGUGUUCCUGUGCACCAAACUCCUGGACCUCCCGCGAUCUCUCCGAAGCUCGCCGGCGACGCCAUCGCCAACGCGAAGGCGGCCGCUGGUCGCGCAAGUCGUCCAGGACGACGGUGCCUCGGGAGUACUGGUGAAUGGAGCCGUGGACGACACCAUCCAAACUCCCGUCCAAUACAGAACGUAUAGCAGGACUCCGCCGCAGCCUUACACGGAGUACGUGAGUAGAACGAUCGAGCAGACGCCGUAUUACAGCAGGCAAGGCAUGAGACGAACCGAUCCUUCCAAGACUUACUGAAAGAUCUCUCGAGGUAUAGAGGUAUGCCAUGCUAGCUCGAGAUAAACUUUCUACUUCUCUUUCCAGGCUCGUCCAGGUUGAGUUUCAUCGUGAGAAAGGAUCGCAAAGAUUGGUGUGAGAAUGGAUCGCAAAGAUGAGCUUUGAGCUUUUUUUUUAUUCUCAAAGUUUUGUAGUGUUUUGCUAGCACAGGACAGGAGAGAUUCACUUCGAUGGUUUUUUUUUUCUUGUAUGCAUCUUUGUACGCCAGAGAGGCUGUGGAGAGCCACAAUCUGGUUGAAACGAAUGCAAGGUUUUGUUUCAUCUUGUUC
Molecule: messenger RNA, 6301 nt
Organism: Selaginella moellendorffii
Lineage: Eukaryota; Viridiplantae; Streptophyta; Lycopodiopsida; Selaginellales; Selaginellaceae
Product: nuclear pore complex protein GP210
Exons: 36
Coding region: 57-5993 (1978 amino acids)
Source: RefSeq, a predicted model, not a curated record